CGCGGCCGGGGUCGCGCCACUGCGCAGCCGCGGGUGGGCGGUACCACGGCGGCUGCGACAUGGGGGGGCGCGGAGCAGACGCCGGAAGUAGAGGUGGUACGGGUCCCACAGAGGGGUACUCACCGCCGGCCGCUUCCACCGGAGCCGCGGUGAGACCCAAGGCCCGAGGGUGUGGGCGUGGCGGCCGCCGGAACACAACACCCUCUGUUCUCUCUCUUCGUGGAGCGGCGCCGCGUCGCUCGCCUCCAUCAGUUAACAUGAGCGAGCGCCUCCGCCCCAGGAAAAGGAGAAGGAAUGGCAGUGAAGAAGACCACCAUCUCCCCCCACAGACCAAAAGGAGUAGUAGAAACCCUGUCUUUCACGAUUCCUGGGACACAGAGUCUUCAAGCAGUGACAGUGGCGGUAGCAGCGGCAGCGGCAGCAGCAUCAACAGCCCGGACCGGGCCAGUGGGCCGGAGAGCAGCUCAAGCCACCCCGCCGCCCGGUCCAGCCCCCACGGCCCGCAGCCCGCGCCCGCGCCGUCCGCGCUGUGCCAAAGCCCGUACUUCCACAUCAACCAGACCCUGAAGGAGGCCCACUUUCACAGCCUGCAGCACCGAGGACGGCCUCCCACAUGACGUGCCGGCACUUUCUUGCCUUCUGUGAAGGGACCGCGCUGCGCAGAUUUGAUAUUUCAACUUAACGAUGUUUUAAAAAAAUAUUGCACAAAAAGAUGCCUGUUGGCUUUUCAGUCUAUAUUUGAAAUAACAGGUUAACAGGCCGUUGUUUACUUGUGGUUUUGCUGCACUAUUGCGAUUUCAAAGGGGCUUUGAAGCAGUUUUUUAUAGGAUUCUUUUGAGGGUGGGUAUCAAAUCCAGGGCAAGUCAACAGUAGGAGGAAAUCUCAUCUGCGUGUUGAAUCCAUAGUUUGUCCAAGUCAGACUGAUUUCCAGAUCUGUCACUUAGAAAUUCUACUUUCUGUAAAAAGGCCUUUUCAUUUUGCGGGAUCUUCAAUUUUUUAAAUUCAAUAAACUAGUAAAGAGUAUCUACUUUCCAUGAAAAAACCUAAGUUUUUUUCCAAAACAUAGAAAGCUUGAUUCAGUCUUGCACUGAAAUUAAUUGCCAUACUACCUCUUAGUAUGUAGAUGUCCUGUUGAAAGUACUCUGUCCUCUGUGACAGGAGAACCACCAGAUUGCAGUCAGACUGUAUGAAGUCAGCACCCGCCCUGAUAACCGUCCUCUCUCUUUGUUAUAUAUUUGUAUUUCCAGAGAGAAGGUCUCUCAGACCCUUGGAUCCCCAGAUAAACUUGUUACCGUUAUUCCUCCAGAGCCUACAUCUCAGACUUAGAAAACAUUGCUCAGUUCGGACAAUCAAGGAAUACGUAAAUGACUUUGUCUUAUUCACAGACUUGUCCAGCAGCAGCUUGUGUGUGCUCUCUGAUAAUUCCGCCUUGUAGUGUCGAGAAUUAAGGCGCUGGUGAAGGCUGACACAGUGUAAGCUCUCAGAACUGGUGUCUGAAGUCACAAGUGUUGUGAAACUAUUGGACAAGGAUUCACUUUAUGCUUAAAGUAACCCCCAGCGGGAACCAGGGGGCCCCAUUCCACCACGGCAACUGGAAAGACUGGUGUGGCUUAGAAACAAAUGAGCAGAGGCACUUCUAGAAGAAAUAAUGCAGGAGUAUUUAUUUAGAGAGACGGACUGUCCCGUGUCACUUGGUCAUACUAGAGAGCCACCCAAGUUUGAACAGUGAGGGCGCAGACGAGUCCUCCUCCUCGGCGACAAGCUGUCUGAACAAGGAGCCAGCGUGCGUCGGGUCGUCUGCUCGGGAGAGUGCCGGGGGGACAGCAGCCUGCCGCUGUGCGUAGAGGAAAGUGCCUUAGCGUCUACUGGGCCCCCGGCCUGCUCGCCCUCCACUCCGCUUGGGGUCCACACGGCACACACGGCAGAUCUGAGAAGCACGGACAGCUCUAGAAGGGGACUCUGCUUAGUCCAGAUUGGGCAAGGACACGGGCAGAACGGGAUUUUAGUACGUGACGGAAGUAAAAUCUGAAGCUGAGGACGGUAGGAAGAGGGUAAACGUGUACCUUCUCUCCAUGGUUUGUUCCUCUCAUGCGGGUAGAGCUGAAAGGUCAUUUACUUGAAGCAGAAACGGAGAGUUGUGAGGGAAAGGUACAGCACAGGCCUGGGCUUACAGAGUGGGAGGCUUGUGCAAAAUCUUUUUUUUUUUACUACCAUCUCCCAAGUUUUAAAACCAGAUGUUUGACGAGGAUUUUGGAUCUUACUGGGUUUGAUGGCAGGGAAUAUGGAAAGGAUACCUGGCGAAUAUUUUGUCUAAUCAGAAAGCAAACAAGGAUUAAAUGCUGGAAGGAGGCAAGCUGUUGGAGCUCUCAGACACAUGCGUACACAACACACUUCAGAAAUACCCAGGAGGACUCCCGCAAGCUUAACGGAUGGCAGCCUACUGAAACAAAACGUGUGUUAACAAGAACAUGUAAACUUGAGAAAGCACAUUUCCUUGUAUUUCCCACCCGACUAAGAGAAAGGAGAGGUGCAACCAUCACUGGAACAAAGCAAUUGUUUUUCCAAAUAAGUACAUAGUGAAGGGUUAGCAGUUAACUCUCUUACCCUGUUAAACAUAAGAAGUAUUCUCCAUCCCGUCCUGCGUAUUUGCUACAGCCUUGGCAGCCCGAGAUACAUUUCUCUUAUGAGGCUACUUGAUAGUGUCAGUGGGCAUCUCUUAAAACCUCUUAUUAGCUCAAGCUAGUAACACCUUGUACUUCUAUAUUGCGCCGCCAUUAAAAGCAGCACUAGUGCA
Messenger RNA from Balaenoptera acutorostrata (minke whale), 2794 nucleotides. It is a transcript of the gene VCF1, whose product is annotated as family with sequence similarity 104 member A. The transcript is spliced from 3 exons. Bases 60 to 617 code for a protein of 185 amino acids. The record is from RefSeq and is a predicted model, not a curated record. Lineage: Eukaryota; Metazoa; Chordata; Mammalia; Artiodactyla; Balaenopteridae.